AUGCACCCACGUUCAAAUUGUAGCUGGUGUCGAAUCAAGGUUGACUAUUUGUAUCAUUCUUCAAAGCCUCGUAUCGAUCUUCUGGCAUGGAUUUUAGUCACCAAGCUUGCACCGUCAUACUCCAAAAAAUUAGAUCACUCACUCCAUGACACUGGCCAUUUUCAGAAAUUGUCAUCAUGGCGCAAAUCAUUCAAAAGUGAAUGGCAACGAGCGCGUGAAACACCAAUAACAAUGCCAAUGAAUGCAAAAUACCGCCCUGAUGUUGGAAAGUGGGUGUGCACCUGCCUGCACUUUGUCAAGAGCUGGUUCCUUGUCUGCAAACAUCUAGUGCAAGAUGUGCAUGCAGUUAGCCCAGUUUUUUUCUUGGAAGUUCAACGGAACCGAACACUACCUUUCUGGUCACACCCAUCACUUGUUUCAUUGCAUGACAGCCUUCCUCCUAAUUCCACUGUACUGGAGCAGAUGUUGCAAUACUCAAUGAGAGCAGAGGAGGACACCCAUGAGAACACAACUGGGGUAGAGGGAAAUAUAUUUGAUAGGGAAGACGAAGAAGCGGAAGAUGAGUUUGUGGAUACAGCGGCCGGAUGGAUGGAUACACGCACCUUUCAAGAACGCUUCGAGGCACACAUCAAAAACCUCCGUGAUUUUUGCGACGGCCUCCAGCAUCAAAUCCAGUUCAACAAUCACAGGAUGCUCCAUGUCAUCGAGCGUGAGGGUGCAUCAUUCAUCCGCCUAAUGGAGAAUUGCCUUGGUCGAGAGAGACGGGAGAAUUCGUCACGGCAGAGGAGUCUGACAACAUGGGAAAAGGAAAUAUCGAAUGCGAUGUUUUACCGCACCUGUCUGCGAUCAACUGCUAGUGAUGAAAGUACAUAA
Suillus subalutaceus is the source of this 873-nucleotide messenger RNA. RefSeq lists its product as uncharacterized. Lineage: Eukaryota; Fungi; Basidiomycota; Agaricomycetes; Boletales; Suillaceae. The coding region runs from base 1 to 873 and encodes 290 amino acids. The transcript has a single exon. The record is from RefSeq and is a predicted model, not a curated record. Gene Ontology annotation, molecular function: zinc ion binding.